This is a messenger RNA of Balaenoptera ricei (Rice's whale), 1209 nucleotides long. RefSeq names its product sorting nexin 22 (gene SNX22). Lineage: Eukaryota; Metazoa; Chordata; Mammalia; Artiodactyla; Balaenopteridae. The transcript is spliced from 6 exons. Gene Ontology annotation, molecular function: phosphatidylinositol phosphate binding. The record is from RefSeq and is a predicted model, not a curated record. The coding region runs from base 30 to 527 and encodes 165 amino acids.
CGGAGAGUUCGGCUGCCAGUGGCGCGUGGAUGCUGGAAGUUCGCAUCCCGUCGGUGGGGCCCGAGGCCGAGGGGACCCGGCAGAGCCCCGAGAAAGGCCACAUGAUCAAGAAACUGUCCAAAGUGCCCGACUUCCCCUCGAAACGCCUGCCCAACUGGAGGACCAGAGGACUGGAGCAGCGGCGGCAGAGCUUGGAGGCCUAUAUCCAGGGAAUCCUAUACUUGAACCAGGAUGUGCCCAAGGAACUACUGGAAUUCCUGAGUCUUCGCCACUUGCCCAUAGUCCCCAAGGCCAGCAGCUGGGGCACCCUGGGGGAGUUCCUGCCAGGCAACAGCAGCUCACAGCUGUACCACCGGCCUGUUAUCAGCUUCUGCAUGGAUCCUUAUAUUUGCAUCCCAUCCCCAGAGCCUCUGCCCAACGUGGUGGUGAAUGGUGUGCUCCAGGGCCUCUAUGGCUUCAGCGCCAGCACAGCUAAAGCCCAGCCAGAGGCUGCCUGUCACCCUGCUCCAGUGCCACCAAUGCCCUGACCAGUCCAGAGGGCUUUAGGCCACCUGCCAGGACAGUCAUGUACCUCAGUCCUAUGAAAGGGACAUGGGCUGGGUCAGCCUUGGCCUGGACCCAGGACUCACCACCCUCCACCCCUCCAGGCUCAGAACUCAGCUGCACUGGUAUCUGAGGUGGUAGAAUCCUGCACUCCUAGAGCCCAGGGGCCAAGGUAGGGACAACAGAGGAUAGGGAAUAAAGGGAGAGGGAGAAUUCCUUUAGAAUGUUCAUAGCCCACCACUUUGGAGGUGGGCUAUGAAAAGGUGCAGGUGUAUUCCUUUACCUACAUCAGGAGAAAGGUGGGGCGGGGCAGGGACAUGCAAAGGCUGAGGCACAGUGGCUAGCCAAGUUCAGAAGCAAGGGGCAAAAACUCCUGCUUGACAUUUUGUGUGUAGCACAUUUUUUUGUGAAUGUUCAGAUCUGUUUCCCCCUGCCCUCCCAGACUUGUGUGGCCAGUUGGAAAUGUCUGGUUUGUGUUCAUCUCUCCCUCAUUUCUGGAGCAUUUCUGGAGGGAAAGGGUUCAGGCCGGAACCCAAGGAGGGGGCAGGCACCACUGCCACAGGAGCCCCAGACAAGCUGGCACUGGACUUGGGGUUGGGGGGUGCCGCAGGCCACAGAACCCAGCCCAUACGCAGAUUAUAAAAAAAAAAAACACCUUUUUUUUAA